UCUUGUCAUGUACACAGCACAUAUUUCCUUCUCAAGCCCAGUUUCUCGUAGAGCACAGACCUUGACACCCCUCAGCUGCAGAGAUGAAUAAUCAAACAGUAACUUACUCAGAACUGAAUCUGGCCAAGAAGCCAAAAAGGCAGCAAAUCAAACCUAAGGACGCUGAUAGCUGCUUUUCAGUCAGUGAGCGGGAAAUAACUUAUGUCGGAUUAAACCUUCACAGUGCUUCUCAAGAUCUUCAGAAGAAGGACAAGACUUUCCACUGGAAAGGGAAGCUCAUUGCUGGGACCCUGGGACUCAUCUGCCUCAUCUUGACGGCCGGUGUAAUAACCGUGACAGUCACAAGUAAUAACUCUAUUGGAAUGAUGGACAAGAACAGAACUCAGAAAGCUAAUCAUUGUCACCGUUGUCCAGAGGACUGGUUCUCCUAUUCCAACCAUUGCUAUUAUAUUAGCUGUGAUAUAAAAAACUGGACUGAGAGUCGGAUGGCCUGUGUUUCUAAGAAAUCUAAGCUGUUUUAUAUGGAUAAUGAAGAAGAAAUGACGUUGAUGAAGAUUCUAUCAUCUUCUUCAUGGAUUGGACUCUAUCGUGAAAGCAGUAAUUAUUCCUGGUUCUGGAUAAAUGGCCCACCUUCCAGCCAAAUGUAA
Messenger RNA from Trichechus manatus latirostris (Florida manatee), 647 nucleotides. Its product is annotated as NKG2-A/NKG2-B type II integral membrane protein-like. Gene Ontology annotation, biological process: stimulatory C-type lectin receptor signaling pathway; positive regulation of natural killer cell mediated cytotoxicity. Gene Ontology annotation, molecular function: transmembrane signaling receptor activity. Bases 84 to 647 code for a protein of 187 amino acids. The transcript is spliced from 5 exons. Gene Ontology annotation, cellular component: external side of plasma membrane; plasma membrane. The record is from RefSeq and is a predicted model, not a curated record. NCBI's taxonomy places the organism in Eukaryota, Metazoa, Chordata, Mammalia, Sirenia, Trichechidae.